CGCUGGGUCAGGGGUGAUAGCGUCACUUCAACAUGGCGGCGCCCACGAAGAAGAAGAAGAAGCGGGGCUCGUCCCCGGAGGAGAGCGGAUCUGAGUCGGCGGACGAGGAAUGGGUGGGUCCUCUCCCCUCCCAGGCCCUUCAUCUAAAGAAAAGGAAAGUUCUUGAUUUUGAGCAUGUGUACCUGGAAAACAUACCAAGUGCUUUAAUGUAUGAACGUAGCUACAUGCACAGAGAUGUUAUAACGCAUAUAGUGUGCACCCGGACGGAUUUCCUCAUAACUGCCAGCCAGGAUGGUCAUAUCAAGUUCUGGAAGAAGACGGAUGAUGAAGGGAUAGAGUUUGUUAAACAUUUUCGCAGUAAUUUAGGAGUUAUUGAAUCAGUUGGAGUCAGUGCAGAAGGAGCUCUAUUCUGUUCUGCUGGUGAUGAUCAAGCAAUGAAGAUUUUUGAUGUGGUCAACUUUGAUAUGAUUAACAUGCUGAAAUUAGGGUACCAUCCUGGUAUGUGUGGGUGGAUUUACUCGCCAGGAGAUGCAAUAUCCGCUGUUGCCUGUUCAGAGAAAGUUUCGGGGAAGAUCUUUGUUUACGAUGCCAGAGGGGACAACCAGCCACUCCAUGUAUUUGAAAAACUGCACAGCUGCGCCCUCAGUGAGAUCUGUUUAAAUUCUGUCUAUAAAGUCAUUGUAUCGACUGACAAAUCAGGAAUGCUGGAAUAUUGGACUGGGCCACCCACCGACUACAAAUUCCCCAAAAACAUAGAGUGGGAAUACAAAACUGAUACAGACCUGUAUGAAUUUGCAAAAUGUAAAUCGUACCCAAUAGGCAUCGCGUUUUCCUCUGAUGGAAAAAAAAUGGCUACCAUUGGGUCUGACCGUAAAGUACGUAUUUUCAGAUUUUUGACUGGAAAGCUCAUGAGAGUAUUUGACGAAUCCCUAACGAUGUUUACAGAACUGCAGCAGAUGAGACAACAGCUCCCCGACAUGGAGUUUGGCCGACGUAUGGCUGUCGAAAGAGAAUUGGAGAAAGUUGAUGGAAUGAGGCUAGCCAACAUUGUUUUUGAUGAGACUGGACACUUUGUACUAUAUGGCACAAUGCUGGGAAUUAAAGUAAUAAAUAUAGAAACAAACAGGUGUGUGCGGAUCUUGGGUAAACAAGAAAAUAUACGGGUGGUGCAACUGACCCUGUUCCAAGGUGCAGCUAAACCAGCUCAGGCUGUAAUGACCAUGGAGAUGAAAGCAUCUGACAACCCUGCACUGCAAAAUGUUCAACAUGAUCCAACUGUAUUCUGCACAGCAUUUAAAAAGAAUCGAUUUUAUAUGUUUACAAAGAGGGAGCCAGAAGAUACAAAGAGCGCUGAGUCUGAUCGAGAUGUUUUCAAUGAGAAACCUUCCAAAGAGGAGGUCAUGGCAGCCACUCAGGCCGAUGGUCCCAAGCGAGUCUCAGACAGUGCAGUCAUCCACACAACUAUGGGAGAUGUCCAUGUCAAACUCUUCCCUGUUGAGUGUCCAAAAACUGUAGAGAAUUUCUGUGUGCACAGCAGGAAUGGAUAUUUCAAUGGCCACAUUUUUCACCGUAUCAUUAAGGGUUUCAUGAUUCAAAUUGGAGACCCAACUGGGACCGGGAUGGGAGGAGAAAGUAUUUGGGGAGGAGAAUUCGAAGAUGAAUUUCACCCAACAUUAAGGCAUGAUCGACCGUAUACUCUAAGCAUGGCCAAUGCAGGUGCGAACAGUAAUGGAUCACAGUUCUUUAUUACUGUUGUACCUACACCAUGGCUUGAUAACAAACACACAGUUUUUGGUCGUGUGACAAAAGGAAUGGAAGUGGUCCAGAGGAUUGCUAAUGUGAAGUGUAAUCCAAAAACAGAUAAACCCUAUGAAGAUAUCAGCAUUAUCAAUAUUACUGUAAAAUAAACGUGCCAUUUUAACAAGAAAAUAUUGCGAGCAUGCUUCAAUAUUGUAAAAGUAAUUUUGUAAUCUUUUUUAGUCAAAAUAAAUUUUGUUACAAAAAUAAA
Molecule: messenger RNA, 2008 nt
Organism: Leucoraja erinaceus (little skate)
Lineage: Eukaryota; Metazoa; Chordata; Chondrichthyes; Rajiformes; Rajidae
Gene: ppwd1
Product: peptidylprolyl isomerase domain and WD repeat containing 1
Exons: 11
Coding region: 33-1907 (624 amino acids)
Biological process (GO): protein peptidyl-prolyl isomerization
Molecular function (GO): peptidyl-prolyl cis-trans isomerase activity; protein binding
Source: RefSeq, a predicted model, not a curated record